AGGUCUUUCCAAUGUUCUGCUUGCCGAAAUGGUCUGUGGAGUCAGAAGACUUUCUAAAACGUUCGGAAUCUUAAAUAAUAUGUGUUUUCAAUGAUAUCUGUCGAGGUAAGAAUUGUCAAAGAAUAUCUCUAAUCGAGAAGCUCAAAGAUGAAAGUAAAAAGAACGGCUUGACUAAAUUAUAUUACAACAUUGCUGCAUUCUGUACCAGAAUAUCUUAAGUUUUUCCUUACAAGGUGCUUCCGGAAUUCAACUCAUGUGACAAAUUUUCGACAUAUUUUAAGACAAUGGAAAAUUCUAUGUACGCUCUUUACACGUAUAAACUUUCCCAGAAUGCCCUACAGAUUCUGAGUUGAAGUUUCCAUGAGGAUUUUUCAAAAUAAAAUAUUAAAACAAAAUAUAGCAACAGGAUUAAGAAAAUGAAAGCAGUGUCUGGCAGUUUCAUUUAAAAGCAGAUGAUUGCAUCUCAAGACAAUGGUACGUCGAAAAAGAAGGAGGUUAUGUAAGCUGGUUUUAACUUUUUGUGCAGCAGUAUUUUGUAUAUGUAUGCUUUUAAGAGCUCUUGUGACGACACUUGAACUUCAUGCCUUUAUUUUGAUUACGGAAGAUGAUGAUGGUGCUACUAAGAUUAAGCCUGGAAUGGUAAUGCAGAGACAUGUGAAAACUCCAGUGAGAAAAUCCUGGUUUGAACCAAGGAAUGUGAGUAUUCCUCCUGGACCUGGAGAACAAGGUACCGCAUUUUCGCUACCUCCUGGACUUGAACGAACAAAAGACGAACUGUACAAAGUAAAUGGCUUCAAUGCUCUGGUUAGUGAUUUUAUAGCACUCAACAGGACGUUGCCUGAUAUUCGACAUCCAAGCUGCAAAGUGAAAGAAUAUUUGUCAAAGCUACCAAAGGUCAGUAUCGUCAUACCAUUUCAUAAUGAGCACUGGACGACACUGCUAAGGACACUAACGAGUGUUGUUAAUCGAUCCCCCCAAGAACUCAUAGAAGAAAUUAUACUAGUUGACGAUUAUAGUAGUAAAGCGCAAUUAAAAACACCACUAGAUCAAUACAUCAAGCAGCAUUUUUCAAAUGUUCGAAUCAUUCGGGCUGAAAAAAGGGAAGGAUUAAUCCGUGCAAGAUUACUUGGUGCCAAAGCAUCGAAAGGCGAAGUUCUCUUAUUCCUGGAUUCGCACACAGAAGCCAAUGUUAACUGGUUGCCACCCCUGCUCGAACCUAUUGCUAACGAUCGCAAGACCGUGACAUGCCCUUUCAUCGACGUUAUCGACUUCGAGACAUUGUCAUACCGUGCACAAGAUGAAGGAGCAAGAGGUGCAUUUGAUUGGGAGCUCUAUUAUAAACGUUUGCCUUUACUGCCAGAGGACCUCAAACAUCCAGCAGAGCCGUUCAAGAGUCCUGUAAUGGCUGGUGGAUUAUUUGCUAUAGACAGAUUAUUUUUCUGGGAUCUUGGUGGAUACGACGAAGGACUGGACGUUUGGGGAGGCGAACAGUACGAACUUUCGUUUAAAAUCUGGCAAUGCGGAGGGCAGAUGCUCGACGUUCCUUGCUCCAGAGUGGGUCACGUGUAUAGAAAAUUUGCACCUUUCCCAAAUCCCGGAAUAGGAGAUUUUGUCGGAAGAAAUUACAAACGAGUGGCAGAGGUUUGGAUGGAUGAGUAUAAAGAAUUUCUAUACAUGAGAAAACCGCAUUACAGAAAUUUUGAUGUUGGAAACUUAACCGAACAAAAGAAUCUGAGAAAGAGAUUGGGCUGCAGAUCAUUUAAAUGGUUCAUGGAAAAUGUUGCAUUUGAUCAACCAAGAAAAUAUCCACCUAUUGAACCUCCUGAUUACGCAAAAGGAGAGAUUCGUAAUGUUGCUUCAGAUUUGUGUAUUGAUACCAAGUUUCAAAAACAAAACGAAAGAUUUGGGCUCGAAAAGUGCAUUAAAGACAACCCUAAUCAAAGUGGUGAACAGCAAUUUGUUCUUUCUUGGCAUAAAGACAUCCGUCCCCAAAAGAGAGGCCUGUGCUUUGAUGUCUCGAGUUCUGAAAAGCGAGCUCCAGUAGUUCUUUGGAAUUGUCAUGGAAUGCAAGGCAAUCAGCUGUGGAAGCAUGAUCUAGGUAGCUUGCAUUUGAUACAUCUAAUUACGGGUAACUGCCUGGAUAGUGAUUCAGAAAGGAGAGAAAUUUUUAUGGAACCAUGUGAUCGACGUAAAAGGACUCAAAAAUGGAAAUUUGACUAUGUUAAUGUAACAGCAAUUUUGAAUUGGUGAAAAUGACAGCACUGUAACUGAUUUGCAUAAAAAUUUGGUGCUAUAUUACAA
Stegodyphus dumicola is the source of this 2301-nucleotide messenger RNA. Its product is annotated as putative polypeptide N-acetylgalactosaminyltransferase 10. NCBI's taxonomy places the organism in Eukaryota, Metazoa, Arthropoda, Arachnida, Araneae, Eresidae. Gene Ontology annotation, molecular function: polypeptide N-acetylgalactosaminyltransferase activity. The record is from RefSeq and is a predicted model, not a curated record. Gene Ontology annotation, cellular component: Golgi apparatus. Gene Ontology annotation, biological process: protein O-linked glycosylation.